CAGAAGAAAGCUCUUGCUAUUUCUCCACGUCCAGUUGCUGGUCUGCUCAGGUCUGUUGUUCGUUGCCCAACCCAACGCUUCAAUCGUAAGGUCAGACUUGGCCGUGGAUUCACUCUUGAGGAGCUGAAGGCUGUAGGUAUCGGAAAGCGCGAAGCCAGAACUAUCGGCAUCGCUGUUGACUACAGAAGGACUAACAGGUCUCUUGAAGGGCUAAAGGCUAAUGUUGAACGCCUGAAGGAAUACAAGUCCAAGUUGAUCCUCUUCCCCAAGAAGCUGAGCGCUCCACGUAAAGGGGAUAGCAACCCAGAAGAGCUCAAAGUCGCCGCACAGCUUCAUGGCGAUAUCCUCCCUGUAUCCAAUGUCAUUGAUUAUGAAGCUCCACGAGCCAUCACCGAAGCAGAAAAGAAAGUCGAGAUCUACCGCCACCUUAGACGAAUCCGCGCUGACAAGAAAUACGCUGGUGUUCGUGAAAAGAGAGCGAAGGAAGCUGCCGAGGAGAACAAGUAA
Messenger RNA from Strongylus vulgaris, 507 nucleotides. NCBI's taxonomy places the organism in Eukaryota, Metazoa, Nematoda, Chromadorea, Rhabditida, Strongylidae. The record is from the annotation of a GenBank genome assembly.